AACGCGAUUCCUCCAGCUAUGUCCACUCAGGAGCUCUUUCUUGCUGCAGCUCGUAGAUGUUUGUCUGCUGGUAGAAAAUCUCUCUCCGUCCCUCAGACUCUGGAUUUGGCUGCUCAGGUCUCGGCUGUUGAUUUGGGACUGAAACCGGCUUUAUUGUACGACAGCAACAGCGCCGGAGCAGAUCAGGUGCAGCAGUAUUUGAGCUCUUUGCAGUCUUCCCAGCUUGUGUCUAAAUCACUUCUCACACUGGAUUUGAAUGGAAACAGUCUUAUUGUCAAUACACUUACAGUCGGAUCAAAUGUAGAACAGCUGUUGCAUGAUAACAAUGUGGCUGUUAUUGAUAUCUGCCACACGCUGGAGGAGCCCAUCAUCGCUGACUCGCUCAGAGGAGAGACACAAGAUUUACUGCUUCUCCUGAGAGGGCUUGAACAACUGAAGGAGGCUCAGGAACCUCAUUAUGUUGGUGAGAAGUCAGAUGAGUGGAACCUGUGCACAGUGUUUGGUCUUUUGUUGGGUUUCCCUGUCACUUACUGGUUUGAUCAGACCAAGAGCUUUGAAAACUGUCUGUCUAUGACUCCCCUGAUAGUAACUACAGCUUCAGCAACAUGGCAGGCAGACUCUGCAGGUCACAGGUUUUGUCUGUACUCCUUCAGCUUCCCGGCUGUGCUGCUUAAAGCGCUGCAGUCCAACCUGGAACACUGGAGGCUUUGUUUACAAGAGCGAUUUAAGCAGCAAAAUGUUCUAACGGAUCUUACGUUUUGUCAAUCCACAGUCACUCUGCCCUCAGUCUGUUUGUGAUGCUGACAUGAAAUUUGUCUUUAAAAUAAACUUAAAUGAACGUGGUUUUUACUUUA
Messenger RNA from Anarrhichthys ocellatus (wolf-eel), 854 nucleotides. RefSeq names its product chromosome unknown C1orf74 homolog (gene cunh1orf74). Bases 19 to 798 code for a protein of 259 amino acids. The record is from RefSeq and is a predicted model, not a curated record. NCBI's taxonomy places the organism in Eukaryota, Metazoa, Chordata, Actinopteri, Perciformes, Anarhichadidae. The transcript has a single exon.